This is a messenger RNA of Enterobius vermicularis (human pinworm), 186 nucleotides long. The record is from the annotation of a GenBank genome assembly. NCBI's taxonomy places the organism in Eukaryota, Metazoa, Nematoda, Chromadorea, Rhabditida, Oxyuridae.
AUGAUAAAUGAAUUAGAAGCAUCGGUAAAAAAAAUAAAAGAAGACCGGGAAACCGCGCAUGAAUCGCUUAAAAAAAUAUUACUUAUGCCAGAGCUAGCAGAAGUCCGCAGUCGUAAAUCCCGUUCUUUAAGUCCAAGUAAAAAGUUUCUUAUUAUUUUUUUUAGUUUCUUGCUUCUUAAUACAUAA